UGUGGAUAUACCAUAAGGGCCGCGACAAACCACUAGUUUCGCGGUGUGACAAGUUUUAUAACCUGAAUAGCCGUCUUUAAUAUAUCGCUUCGUGAAGUAGAGUGGCGUUUAUGUUUGCUAAAGUCUUUCGUUUCGUGCAAAAACAUAUCGGAUCAGCAUAUUAUUUAACAUUGUGAUAUAUAUUUCGUUACUUGUCACAGACUCAGAUGAUUAAAGAUUUAAGAAAACGAUGAUAUAUUAAAACAUCCAAUCAUGGCAUCAGCUAUCGAAGUUUUGGGAAAACAGGCAAUGAAAACUUUCAGCGAUCACCGGUUUUGUCAAAAAAACUUUGACAAACUAUUGAGUCUAAUAAACAAGAUAACUGCUGAGGAUGUAAAGUUGGAUAAGAACAUUCUCGAUUAUGUUAGUAGACAACCAGCACCUAUGUGUGUGAUGGAUAUAUUUGAGAACAAAGACAUAACAAUCGCUAUUUUUAUAUUGAAACAUGGAGUCAGGAUGCCUAUGCAUAAUCAUCCUGAAAUGCAUGGUUUAUUAAAGGUAAUCAGUGGUACAAUAGAAUUAAAUAGCUGCAGUUUGAAGACAAAGAGUGAUCAUGUAAUUAAAGCGAAGGAGGAAAUUAUGGGACUUAGGCAUCGACCUAUCCGUCUUCAUAGCAAUUCGUCCGCUUGUACUUUUACACCUACCGAGAAAAAUCUUCAUGAAAUUCUGUGUGUGGAGGGUCCUGCGGCUUUUUUGGAUAUACUCAGUCCACCAUACGACGUUGACGAGUUCGGCAAGGGAACAAGACCGUGUACGUUCUUCAAGAUGGUCAAAUCCAAGUUGUGUACAGAAGCGACAGAUAUAAUCGAGGAAGUUCAAUUGUCGGUUGUAGAAAAUUUGCCAGACUUUUACUCUUCAAGUCUAAAAUAUAGGGGACCUCCUUUGAAAAACCAUUGUAAUUAAGAUAAUAUUUUUCUUUGAUUUGUGAAUUUUGUAUUUGUAAUUACAUAAUCGUAUUAAUAUUGAUUUUUACGUGAUCACUACAUAUAAGUAUAUUUAAGAUUAAGUUUUACGUAUGCUUAGUAGAUAUAAAUUAAAUAUUUAUAUUGUAAACUUGUGAAACUAUUCUGUAAAUUUAAUCCCAAUCUUUAAGUUGAUUCUACAAUCAAUGUUAUUGUUGGAUAUUAAAUAUAUAGACAUAAUAUAUAGCGAAUUUAAACACUUGUCUUAUCCUAUUUGCUUAUUGAUGCAUAUCAAAAAUUUAUUUAUAAAAAAAUGUAUAUUUUUACUAAUAAAACAUCUAAUAUAUUCUCAA
Monomorium pharaonis (pharaoh ant) is the source of this 1294-nucleotide messenger RNA. RefSeq names its product 2-aminoethanethiol dioxygenase. Bases 253 to 942 code for a protein of 229 amino acids. Gene Ontology annotation, cellular component: mitochondrion. The record is from RefSeq and is a predicted model, not a curated record. The transcript is spliced from 3 exons. Gene Ontology annotation, molecular function: oxidoreductase activity, acting on single donors with incorporation of molecular oxygen, incorporation of two atoms of oxygen. Lineage: Eukaryota; Metazoa; Arthropoda; Insecta; Hymenoptera; Formicidae.